Molecule: messenger RNA, 4209 nt
Organism: Cuscuta europaea
Lineage: Eukaryota; Viridiplantae; Streptophyta; Magnoliopsida; Solanales; Convolvulaceae
Source: the annotation of a GenBank genome assembly
AAUCGCAAUGGCUCCUCACAAAUUAUGAACUCUAGCAGUCGCUUCUCUGAAUUGCAGGCAAUAUCCAGCGGAGCUAAGUCUAACUCAAUUGUUCAUUAAGAAUAUAUAAGAAUAUGGAACAACCUUCGGUGCCGCCUCUCCCAAUCGCUCUUCCACCACCUGCUCCCACCGCUGCCGCCGCUGCUUCCAACGACGAAAGAGUUGGGGGUUGCCAAGUUCUGUGUGCUGGUUGCAAGAUGGUAUUGACCGUCGGACCAGGACUCACCGAAUUCAUGUGCCCCACAUGCCAAUUGCCGCAGAUGCUCCCUCCCGAGCUCAUGCCCGCCCUGGCUCAGCAACCGCGUGGCGGCGGUCUGGCUCAUGGCAUCGACCCUACCAAGAUCCAGUUGCCAUGUGCUCACUGUAAGGCCAUUCUUAACGUCCCCCAUGGCCUCACUCGCUUCUCUUGUCCCCAGUGUGGGGUCGACCUUGCCGUUGAUCUGUCCAAAAUAAAGCAGUUUUUCCAGUCUCCGACCAUUCCUGGUCACCUCCUUCCACCUCCUCCAGAAGAAGUCAAUGAGGUUGCCAUUGAGGUGGAACGGGAAGAAGAUGAAGGGGGCUUGGUUGGUGAAACAUUUACGGACUACCGACCUCCCAAGUUAUCUAUUGGACCUCCUCAUCCCGAUCAUGUUGUGGAGACAUCCUCCUUGUCUGCAGUACAGCCACCUGAACCUACCUAUGAUCUCAAGAUCAAAGUUGAUUUGGAAAACUCAACUGCAUUAUCUUGCUUGCAGAUUGAGACAUUGGUGUAUGCUUCCCAGAGACACCAUCAGCACCUCCCAGAUGGCACCAGGGCUGGUUUUUUUGUUGGUGAUGGAGCUGGUGUGGGAAAAGGAAGAACAAUUGCCGGUUUGAUAUGGGAGAAUUGGCACCAUGAAAGAAGGAGGGCUUUAUGGAUUUCUAUUGGUUCUGAUUUGAAAUUCGAUGCAAGAAGAGAUUUGGAUGAUGUGGGUGCGAUGUGUGUUGAAGUGCAUGCGUUGAACAAACUACCAUACUCUAAGCUUGAUUCAAAGUCUGUAGGGGUCAGGGAGGGAGUUAUUUUCUUGACUUACAGCAGCCUUAUAGCAUCCUCUGAGAAAGGGCGUUCUCGUUUACAACAACUGGUACAGUGGUGCGGGAUUGAAUAUGAUGGUCUUGUCAUAUUUGAUGAGUGUCAUAAAGCCAAGAAUUUGGUCCCUGAAGCUGGAGCUCAGCCAACUCGAACCGGUGAAGCUGUUCUUGAAAUUCAGGCUCGGCUUCCUCAGGCUCGUGUUAUAUAUUGCUCAGCUACUGGUGCAUCAGAACCUCGCAAUAUGGGCUAUAUGGUCCGCCUUGGUCUUUGGGGAGCUGGAACAGCUUUUGAGAACUUCCGCGACUUCUUAGGUGCUAUGGAGAAAGGUGGUGUUGGGGCACUUGAACUUGUGGCCAUGGACAUGAAAGCAAGGGGCAUGUAUGUAUGUCGUACGCUAAGCUACAAAGGCGUGGAGUUUGAAGUGGUUGAAGUACCCCUGGAGCCCAAGAUGAUGGACAUCUAUAAAAAAGCAGCAGAGUUCUGGGCUGAAUUAAGAGUAGAAUUACUUUCAGCAAGUACAUUCAUCAUUGACACGAAACCCAACUCUGGCCAGCUAUGGAGACUCUACUGGGCGAGUCAUCAGCGUUUCUUUAGACACAUCUGCAUGUCAGCUAAGGUGCCUGCGGUAGUUAGACUUGCUAAGCAAGCUUUGACAGAAAAUAAAUGUGUGGUGAUAGGCCUGCAAAGCACUGGAGAAGCACGGACUGAGGAAGCCGUAUCAAAAUAUGGUCUUGAACUUGAAGAUUUUAUAUCUGGACCUCGUGAGCUUUUACUAAAAUUUGUUGAAGAGAAUUAUCCUUUGCCUGAAAAGCCUGAAGAACCUCCAGAGGAAAGCGUGAAAGAGCUUCAACGAAAGAGACACUUGGCAACACCUGAUGUAUCAUUUAGAGGCCGAGUGAGGAAAGUUACUAAAUGGAAGACUACAAGAGAUGACAAAACUGACGAGGAGCCAGAAAGUAAAUCAAUUGAUUCUGAAUGUGAAUCAUCUGAGUCUGAUGAUGAUGAUGAUGAUGAGUUUCAGAUUUGUGCCAUUUGCAAUUUAGAAGAGGAAAGAAAAAAGUUGUUGCAGUGCUCAUGUUGUGGUCAACUAGUUCAUACCGUAUGUGUAGUUCCACCUGUUAUAGGUUCAGUGUCUGGGGAUUGGUCCUGCCCAUCAUGCAAAGAAAAAACAGAUGAAUAUAUACAAGCUAGGCGUGCAUAUGUUGCUGAACUUUCUAAAAGGUAUGACGGAGCUGUUGACCGAAAAUUAAAAGUUUUGGAUAUAGUUCGUUCACUGGACCUCCCUAACAAUCCUUUGGAUGAUAUUAUUGACAAGCUAGGAGGCCCUGAAGAAGUUGCUGAAAUUACAGGGAGGCGAGGCAUGCUUGUCCGGAACUCUUGUGGUAAAGGUGUAUCCUAUCAGGCACGGAAUUCGAAAGAUGUAACAAUGGAAAUGGUCAAUAUGCAUGAGAAGCAGCUAUUUAUGGAUGGAAAAAAGUUGAUAGCCAUUAUUUCUGAAGCGGGGUCAGCUGGUGUUUCUUUGCAAGCUGAUAGAAGGGUGGUAAAUCAGAAAAGAAGAGUUCACUUAACUCUAGAGUUGCCCUGGAGUGCGGAUCGUGCAAUCCAACAGUUUGGCAGGACUCAUAGAUCAAAUCAAGCUUCGGCGCCUGAGUACAGACUGCUUUUUACGCAUCUUGGUGGUGAACGACGGUUUGCAUCAAUUGUUGCUAAGCGAUUGGAGACUCUUGGGGCACUCACACAAGGCGACCGUAGAGCUGGACCAUCAUUAAGUGCUUACAAUUAUGAUAGUGCCUUUGGGAAAAGAGCCCUGAUGAUGCUGUACAGAGGAAUCAUGGAGCUAGAUUCUUUGCCCGUCGUACCCCCAGGAUGUUCAGCUGAUAAACAAGAGGAGAUACACAAUUUCAUUAUAAAAGGGAAAGCUGCUCUUGUUUCAGUUGGAAUAAUAAGAGACUCGGUGCUUGGUAAUGGCAGGGACCCUGGAAAGAUUUCUGGCCGCAUAGUUGAUUCAGACAUGCAUGAUGUUGGGCGAUUCCUUAACCGGCUGUUAGGGCUGCCACCUGACAUCCAGAACAGGCUCUUUGAGUUAUUUGUCAGCAUUCUAGAUCUUAUUGUUCAGAAUGCCCGUAUGGAAGGAAAUUUAGAUUCUGGAAUUGUUGAUAUGAAAGCUAAUACUGUUGAAUAUCAAGGAACUCCUAAGACUGUUCAUGUUGACAGUAUGUCUGGGGCAUCAACCAUGUUGUUUACUUUUACACUGGACCGUGGACUGAGUUGGGAGUAUGCUUCUGCUUUGCUUCAAGAAAAGCAGAAAGGUGAAUUGGGUUCAACUGCUAUCGGAUUCUAUGAAUCAAAGAGAGAAUGGCUGGGACGGCGACAUUUUUUAUUGGCAUUAGAAGGUUCCUUUUCGGGAAUGUACAAGCUAUUCCGUCCUACUGUUGGAGAAGCCCUUAGGGAAAUGCCUCUUUCUGAGUUGCAAGACAAGUACAGGAAAUUAUCUAAUUUAGAAAAGGCUCGUGCUGGUUGGGAGGAUGAAUACGAAGUUUCAUCCAAGCAGUGCAUGCAUGGCCCGAAAUGUAAAUUGGGCAAUUAUUGUACGGUUGGUAGAAGACUGCAGGAAGUGAAUGUUUUGGGUGGCCUUGUACUUCCAGUGUGGGGAACGAUCGAGAAAGCUCUUUCCAAGCAGGCUCGCCCCAGCCAUAGACGUAUACGUGUUGUACGGAUCGAGACCACAACGGAUAAGCAAAGGAUGGUUGGUUUGCUCAUUCCGAAUGCCGCUGUUGAAUCUGUACUCCAAGAUUUGGCUUGGGUACAUGAUAUUGAGGAUUGAGGUGGAACCAGGUGCUUUUCAUUGUGCUUGUUGAACUGGGAUUAUGCAGGAUGAUGGGAAGAAUUGGGUUCGCGAUUUAGUUGAAGAACUGCUAUUUUGCGGCACUUACUAGGAUAGAACAUAUUUCAUACGGCCUGCUGAUUCAUACAAGUGUUUAUAUCCUAUUUUUUGGGUGCUGGAUUCUACAUUCGUUUUGUAAAUCAUAAGCAUGUUAUUAAUUUAGCUUUAGUGGAACAUUCUUUAAUCUCUAUUCUCAACAGCUUUUUUUCUGAAGAUAAAAUUGAUGGAGUAUAUG